Messenger RNA from Cladocopium goreaui, 2427 nucleotides. NCBI's taxonomy places the organism in Eukaryota, Dinophyceae, Suessiales, Symbiodiniaceae. The record is from the annotation of a GenBank genome assembly.
AUGAUUCGGCGCGAUGCGGGAAUUCCUGAAGUCUACAGGGGCCUCAUCGUCGGCAAAGGUGGCCACAAGUUGCAGAAGUUCCAGGCUGAAUUCGAUGUAACGAUCCAAGUUCCAGGUGACCAAAAGGAGGGCGAGGUGAUGGUGGAGGGCGGAGAGGCAAAAGUUGAAGCAUGCAUUGAGAAGAUGCGUUCAGUCAUUGAGCACCACUCUCGCGGUGUGCAGAGGAUGCAUUCAAAGAGCAAGGGCAAGGGCAGCGAGGGCGGCGCGGGCGGCGCGGGCCGGAAAAGUGAGGCAACGUCCCAGGCAGCUCGAGCAACCUGUUUGCUUUGCAACGCCGAAGUGGCGGGUCUUGUUACGGCUGUGGAGCACUUGCAGGGCCAGAAACAUCGUAUGAAGCUUCUGAAGCAAAGGCCUGACUUUGCCGAGAUUUUCCAGCGUCAGCGUUUUGAUUUGGCAGACCUGGAAGAAAUGCUCUUAGAGCCUGAGAUGGCAGAGUUCCAUCGGGAGCUGAACUUCAAAGUGGAUGAAAUUCUGUCCGCCAUCCCUGAGAUGCAGCUACGGGCAGAAAAGAUGGAAGAGGUCAAUGCUGAGAUUGCCAUCUUCAGCGAAGAUCCCAAGUGGUUGGAGAUCAAGUCCAGAGUCGUAGUCCACUGGGAUGACAGGCUGACAGGUUGUAAAAUUCAGAGGCUGACCAGAGCUCCAGACCUUGGAGAAAUGCUGACCCGCUGCAGCUUCAAAGAGCCUCCCAAGGCCAAGAUCCCAGCAUUGCCGGCACCACUGCCACAGGUAAAGGAUGUGUCAAGGUCGAGGAACAGCCUCAAGGCAGCUCAUAAAUAUCCUGCAGCGCCAGGGUCUUGCCGUUUGGGCAUUGCCAUGAUGAAAAUGCUUGGCAUCAAUUUCUCAGACUAUGACUUUAUUUGUGGGACCUCAUUCAUAAAAGCACUGGCUGGGGAUGCCAGCAGAAUCACGGAUGCCUUCUACAUCCAACGCUUCCGUCAGACAGCCUGUGUGCUUCACGUCCCUUCGGAUUAUCACAGCCAAAACGAUGCUGGGCGUGCUGUUGAGAUGCUGCUUCGUGGAGACUCACUACCAGGUUUUUUUGCGGCUGGGACAACUGUGGCCAUCGAUGGGCACACCUUCUUUGUAGUUAGCGAGGUGGACGCAACGGAUUCCAAUUCGACUUUGGUGGAGAUCAGGAGCUCCAAGACAGAUCAGAUCGUGAGGCCUCGAGUCGUGCUUCAAACUGCGCUCAAUGGCAGUGAGCACAUCUUGGGGUGCAAGUUGAAUAAGGAUGAAACGCAGCUUCUCUCCAUCAAGUGGCUCUCAACGGAGCAGAUCCAGAGGGAUCACCAGGAGAGUUUCACCGCGGCCGGGCAGCAUGUCCGAUGCAUGUUGAGCAAGGUCGUGGAUUUUUUGAGGGAUCAUGAUGCGGAGCAUGAAGAGCACCUCGUUUGGAAGGUGACGUUCGAUGCCCACGGCAAGGUUCCAAACUUUGAGAUCGCCACAGGAGUGGAGGAUGUGGAGGGCGUUCGACACCUGGCCCGGCGCGCCGCCGAAGUCGCUGCCUGGCGAGGGGGCCUUCUCUGUUUGGCCCCGGUCUUCAACGCUUGGAGUCGGCAGGUCUGUGGUGUGGCCUCCCGCCGCUUGCGCCCCGGCGAAGUGCUUCUGAACUCCGGACAGGCCGCCAAGCGUGCGCAGCAACAACUGCAAGAGGCGCGUGCGCAGCAUGUCGAGCAGCUGUCGGUGUUGGAGAAGGAGUUGGCAGAGUUGAAGAAGGAGGUGUCUGAUGCUCGCAUGUCCGCGGCUGCCUCCGUGCGGAGGGAGGCGCGUGUGGAGAAUAUCGCACGAAGGCACGAGCUGGCCGCCAAGCGUGGCGAGGAGCUCGCUGCACUCUUGGCUUGCAUGAAGGCUUGGAUGGGCGAAGUGGUCUUGUCGCGCAGCACCGUAGCACUGCGGAAAGAGGCCCAGGAGCGCCUGGCCGAGUCCCUGGCGCGUCAGCGCCUGGAAAGUCGCGGCGCGCUGCACCAGGCCUGGAGUGAUGCGGCGCAGGCCUCGCGGAGAGCGGCGGCGCUGGAGCGGCGCCUCCAUGAGACCCGCAGCGGUUCCGGGCGUGAUAUCGUCCCCUACGAUGCUUCCAGACCCUCCACCGCCCUGGCCAUCGAAGAACGGCUCCGCCGCAGCGACGCAGCCAGGGAGGCGCCGGAAUCGGAACCGCCGCCGCGUGCGGAGGUGCUGCUGGUGGAUCCGGCGAGGGAUGAGAUCCGGGCAGCGCGGGAGGGGCGCAAGGGGCUCUUCAUCGCGGCGCUGAAGCAGCAGGCAAAAUAUUGGCAGGCGGAAGCCUUCAAUGCGUGGUGCAGGGUUUUCCUGCAGGACCGGUGCCAAAAGUUGCAGGCUCUUCUGGACAUGCGGAAGAAGGCAGAACUCUGA